AUGUCCCUGCAAGCAGACGCAGCCCAGUGUGGAGGGGUGGUGGUGGAAUUUGAGUCUGAUGACAUCAGGGAGGCUCGGGCCAGGAAGGCCAGGAGUAGAUCAGGGUCAGCCCUCAUCUACCUCAGGGGCCCUAAAUUCCUGAUAUACGUCAGUGGGGCACUGUCCAUGUGGGGUGACCGUAUGUGGCACUUUGCCAUUUCGGUGUUCCUGAUCGAGCUGUAUGGACGUAACCUGCUGCUGACCGCAAUAUUCGGCUUGGUGGUGGCGGGGUCAGUGCUGCUCCUAGGGGCGUUGAUUGGGGACUGGGUUGACCGCAACCCCAGGAACAAAGUGGCGCAUGCAUCGUUGUUGGUUCAGAACAUUUCAGUGACGGUGUGUAGCAUUGUGCUGAUGUUGGUCUUCUUAUAUAAACAGUGGAUUGAGAGCAUUUGGGAUGGCUGGUUAACUGUGGUUUGUUAUACGGUGGUGAUCGUCCUGGCAGAUGUGGCUAACCUAGCAAGCACAGCGCUGACCAUCGCCAUCCAGAGGGACUGGAUUGUGGUUAUCACUGGAUACAACCGGGGUCACCUCGCCGGGAUGAAUGCUACCAUGCGGCGCAUCGAUCAGGUGACCAACAUCCUGGCACCGCUGGCGGUGGGACAGGUCAUGACCCUGGCCUCCAACGUGAUCGGCUGCGGCUUCAUCCUGGGCUGGAACCUAGUGUCCCUCAUAGUGGAGUUUAUCUUCCUGUCCCGGGUCUACCGCAUUGUACCGGCGCUGUCCGUCAAACCACCCGCGCCCGAGGAUGGCCAGACCUCCCUGGAGAGACCAGCAGAGAGGACGGAGGGACUGGUGGAGGGGAGGGGGUCACAAGUAGAGCAAAGUGAGGUGGUGACAUCAGCCCCGGGCCUCAGUGAUGACGACAUGAGCCUGAACCUCAAGGAGAUCACCAACCUGCCUCUGUGUUUCGGACGCUUCCGCUGGCUGCUGAGUACCUGUAAGGAUGGCUGGAGGGCCUACUACCGCCAGGAUGUCUUCCUGGCUGGGAUGGGCCUGGCCUUCCUCUACACAACUGUUCUGGGCUUCGACUGCAUCACCACGGGCUACGCCUACACCCAGGGCAUCAGUGGCUCCCUGCUCAGUCUGCUGAUGGGGGUCUCGGCUAUAACAGGCCUCAUGGGCACCGUCAUGUUCACCAAGCUGAGGAAGGCCUACGGUUUAGUCAACACAGGUAUCAUCUCCAGCUGUCUCCAUCUUUGCUGUCUGCUGCUGUGUGUGUGUUCUGUGUUCGCCCCCGGCAGCCCCAUGGACCUCCGCCUGCUCAUGCCCUUCCUGGACGCCAACGCCAACUCGACGUUGGCGGCGGCCGGGGGGAUGGUGGAGGGCCAGAGGCAGAAACACACCUACCCGAUGCGGGGUGGCAUUAAUCAGCCGCUGCUGCCCGACCGCUCGUCCAUCCACUGGACCAACAACACGGUGCUGUUUGAGAAUAUGCCAUCAGGCAUGGAGCCAGACUCCUACAUCUCUAUAAUCCUGCUGUUCUUGGGGGUCAUCACAGCACGCAUCGGUCUGUGGUCCUUUGACCUGACUGUGACCCAGCUGCUUCAGGAGAACAUCUGUGAGUCAGAACGUGGUGUGGUCAACGGGGUCCAGAGCUCCAUGAACUACUUGAUGGACCUCCUCCACUUCAUCAUGGUCAUUUCUGCUCCGCAGCCCCAGCACUUUGGCAUCCUGGUCAUCAUCUCUGUACUGUUCAUCACCACGGGACACACCAUGUACUUCCUAUACGCACGCAAAGCCAAGAGAAAACCUGCUGGACGCCUGGACACGUAG
Messenger RNA from Salvelinus fontinalis (brook trout), 1812 nucleotides. Its product is annotated as solute carrier family 40 member 1-like. The coding region runs from base 1 to 1812 and encodes 603 amino acids. The record is from RefSeq and is a predicted model, not a curated record. Gene Ontology annotation, biological process: iron ion transmembrane transport. Gene Ontology annotation, cellular component: membrane. The transcript is spliced from 8 exons. Gene Ontology annotation, molecular function: iron ion transmembrane transporter activity. NCBI's taxonomy places the organism in Eukaryota, Metazoa, Chordata, Actinopteri, Salmoniformes, Salmonidae.